Leishmania mexicana MHOM/GT/2001/U1103 is the source of this 2304-nucleotide messenger RNA. RefSeq lists its product as hypothetical. The record is from RefSeq and is a predicted model, not a curated record. The coding region runs from base 1 to 2304 and encodes 767 amino acids. The transcript has a single exon. NCBI's taxonomy places the organism in Eukaryota, Euglenozoa, Kinetoplastea, Trypanosomatida, Trypanosomatidae.
AUGAACGGCACACAGUCGCCGGCGGUCGAGCGAUUCGACACCUCCUACAAGGAUAGCGACCUGCUCUCGUCUGCCACAGACAGCAUAGACGCCAAUCAGAAGGAUGAGCAUAACGUAACGGAGGCGAUCAAGGCUCUCCAGCAACUUUUGAAGAGGUCUACGGUGAAUGACACUACGUUGACGACCCCCAUGGACGCGGCUACGGACAGCGCAGCUGCCAUGGAAUACCUCUCCGACUUUUCCUAUGGACUGACGCCUGGCGAGGCGCGUUACAUUGUGUACCGGUUCCUCAAGGCCAAUUGCAUGAACCUACCACGGGCUCUCGAGCAACUGAUGCGGUCCGCCGAGCGGCGCAAGAAGCAGAACUUCAACAAUAUGGCGCUGUUCCCGUGUAUUAUUCCCAUGAGCGGCUUUAAUCAGCGGAUGGUGUGCUAUGAGCUACGGCUCCCAUAUAUUAGCAGCAUCUCCUCGGGCAAGCACUACCUGGACGCCGAGGGUCGACUUCGACUGGAGCAUCAGCAGUUGGACUACUGCAACAGGCAUUACGAGGACCCCUACACCAAUCUCACGACGACUGGAGUGACGGUCGACUCAAGGCCACAGAGCCCCUACAGCAGCGACUGCCUGUCUUCACGACCCGCCAGGAAGGCGCCGCAAGUAGCCUCUUCCCCCUCCCCCAUGCCCCUCGUCAGUCCUGCAAACGGGAAGCCGGCCCUCGAGAGGGAUGGCAGUGCAGAGCCCAGGCGAGACGCCGAGUCACCGAGGAACUCCCCCUCGCCAAAGGAGUAUCGGCGCAAGAGCGCUGAGAACAAAAUCGGCGCAGGCAGGUGGCGCUCCUUCGUCUCUCUCAUUCCGUUUCUCCGUCAUCAAGGUACCAGCUGCCCGUCAAACGCGUCAGCCUCGCACCCGCGGAAUGUGUCUACCGUCGCAUCCGAAACAAGGAGGCACACCGGCUUCCACUCGCUCCUGUCCACGUGCAGCGGCAGCGAUCGCGAGAACAGCUGCCCGUGCGAGCACAGCUGUGAGACGCCGGAGAUGGAAGAGGAGAAACUGCUGAACGCGGCGGGUGUGGCAGUGCCACUGACGGCAACACCCAGCGCCCUUUACGCCGACUGCCUCAACUUCCAUGGACUAUUGCAGCCGAUCGUUGCAGUCAUUACAAAGCACGCGCCAUUCGCAUUCCACUACUGGGACCUUGAGGGGCAUCCUGUCAUGUACUGCCGACUUGGCAGAAUGCACUCAAAGAAGCUGAUGCAGGAGCUAUUCGCGCUCACCCCGAUCGAUGCCGAGCCGCGUGCACUGGCGCUGCUGUUUAACACGUAUGCUCUACUAGUACUGGAGCAGCUGAUCCGCUACUGCAACCGCCGAAACCGCGACGGCGAUGAGAUUGGCGAUGACCUGCUGCCGCAGCCGAAGGGCGGGAGCAGAGAGCGCCAGCAGGGUGAGUCAUGCGCAACCAACAGCACUGGUGUCGUGCCUCGCAGAAGGCCACGUGUUGGCUCGUGUACUGUUGUCAUCGACUGUGCUGGGCUAAAGAUUCGACGAUAUCUGUAUAAACCGCUGCUGUUUAUGGUGCGUUCGAUUGUUCGGAUGAGCAUGCGCGACUUCCCGGAGCUGAUGCAUCAUGUGUAUGUUACCAACUGCACAAGCGUUGUGAACUUAUCGUACCUGAUGCUGCGCGGCAUACUUUCGAGAGAGACGCGGGAAAAGGUGACGCUUUGUAGUAAGAGCAACACGGCUGCCACGUUGUGCAAGUGCAUCAGCGGUGAUAUGGUACCGCAGGAGCUGGGAGGCAAGUGCCAGUGUCCCGGCGGCUGCAUUUCGUCCAUGGAUGCAACGCCCAGCGACGCUGACUCUGCGACACUCAGCCACAGCUGUGGUGAGGCGCCGUCGAGCAUUACGACGCAAUGCGGCGACACCUGCACCGAUCAGGUAACGCAGCUGUCGGAUGGGGAAGGGCUCUUCUUUCACCCUCUCCAGUGCACUGCCGAGAGGCUUGUGCUCAAGGCGCGAGAGUCGCGCAAGCUGUCGUUUGCAAUGGAUGCGGGGAGCGAAAUUAUUUGGGAAUUCGCGGUGAAGCACGAGCGCGACGUAUUCUUCUCGGCUGUCUUCGUCUCCGCCUGCAACGAGGGCACGAUGCUGUCGCUGGUGCCGCGUCGACGAGUUCGGAGUGAGGCGGGCCACUACAUUUGCCCCUCAAUCGGGACAGUCAUCUUUGAGUGGAGCAACAAGCACCACUUCUUUACUCGAUGUCGGCUGAGUUUGAAGGUCUACCGCGAAGAGCGUUCCGUCGGCUCCAUGUGA